AUGGCUAGCCGGUUAAAGGAGUAUCGCUACUACCUCAGUAGCGGCGUGAGUACAGGCAUCACCGUAAAAAUCUCUCUCGUAGAGCUUGCUCCAGCGCUUGGAUGCUCUGUCAGCAGCGAGGCAUCCAAGCGUGCAGAUUUAAUUUCGCCAUUUGUAGGGCUUGAACAAUUAUCUGGCACGUCGUCAGAGAUGCGCAACUCACCUGUUAGCGAGAUCUUUUUGACUGCCCAGAUCUUCUCCGAUGGACUUCCUUUACACCCUAUGGUCAUCAGCUCUAAGAGCCCUACAAAAUGCAGCAAUUCAACUAUCUACUGGAACGAAUGGAUAUCCUUUCCUGUUCGAUACCGCGAUUUAUCCCGCAAUUCAUUGCUCGCUAUAACUAUCUGGGGCGUAGAUUGGGUACCUGUCGGAGGCUCCACUAUCUCAUUUUUCACGAAACAAGGUGUUUUACGCGAUGGCGUACAGUGCCUUCGCAUCUGGGAAGGUCGCGAAGCCGACUCAUCUCCUACCACCAGGACGCCGUCGGAAAUUGAUGAAGAAUGGGUACGACAGGAAUGUUUUCGUCUUGACAAGCUUCGUGAGAAGUAUGAACGCAAGGAAAUCGCACGCAACGAGUGGAUGGACAGUGUUACAGACCGACGUAUUGCACGCAUCCGAAGGGGUAGCGAACCGCCGACACGAAAAGAUGCACUAGGCCCCUUCUGCUCGUAUAGGGAAGAAGCUUUAUUGUGGCUUGAGAUGCCGUAUUUUGGAGAUGUUGUUGUUUAUGAAGAGGAACCGUACUCUCAACGCAACUUGACGUCAUCUUAUACUGCCGACGUUGUUCCAAGACGAACGAAAUACGACACUAAUACUGUUUCGUCUUCAAAUUCUUCGUACGACACCCAUACGCUUAGUGGAUCGUAUGAUCUUGCGACUGCAACAACGCCGUCUACCUCCAGAGAGUUACCAAGUCUUGUUACUGUAUGGGAUCCCGAUCUUAAUGAAGACAACCCGGCUGAGCGCAAGUAUCGCCGUCUUGCUCGUGACAUCUUGCGCGGAUCAAUCGACCCGAAUCUUAAGCCCAGUCGGGAUGAAAAGGCCCGAAUUGAGCUUUUAUUGGCUACACCAACUGACAAUCUAAAAAAUGAAGACAAGGACUUGCUAUGGAAGUUUCGAUACACUUUGACGGACAACAAGAAAGCAGUUGUCAAAUUCUUACUCUCGGUGGACUGGAAAGAUGAAUUAGAAGUAAAACAAGCCACAGAUCUGCUCUCUCAAUGGUGUGAGAUUGAUAUAGCAGACGCGCUAAAGCUUUUGGGGCGGGAAAAGGAAUUCAAACACGAGAUUGUGCGACAUUUUGCAGUGUCAACCUUAGCCACGGCCAAAAAUGAGGAUCUGCUUGAUUUUCUGCUACAAUUGGUUCAGGCUUUACGGUAUGAGAAACCGGGGGCUCCAAUUGCAUCUUCUCGAAGGGGAAUGAACACGGAUGAAAACGGAAGUGUAGACGGAACAUCGAGUGAAUUGGGUCCAUUGGCUCAAUUUCUAAUAGCUCGCUCGAGUACAAAUUUUCAAAUGGCUAAUUACUUUUAUUGGUAUCUUAAGGUAGAAGCCGGCGACCAAACUAACGACUCGGAAAUUUUUAGUACUGUUCUCAAUCAAAUGCUAACGGAGAUGAAGCGGGAUGAAGAAAAGAAAGCUGUGUACGAUAUGUUGAUGGCUCAACGCGAUUUUAUGAGCCACAUCUUGACGAUUCACAACAAAGCUCGUGAAGAAAAGGGGAGGAAGGAUCAAAAAGAAGAGAAGCUGCGACAAUUUCUGAAACAGUUUCCAUGGCCCAAAGGUGCUGUGAUCUCCUUGCCGUUGGAUCCGACCAUUCUCUUGAGCGGCGUUGUUGCAUCUUCUGCAAAAAUGUUUAAAAGUGCGAUGUAUCCAGCUGUGAUUCAGUUUCAAACUGUAAUUUCGCCAAGUGACCAGUUUCACCACCCAUCCACGACUGAAGGGGAGAAUCAUCACUCUUCAGCGUUAAAUCAUCAUGCGACGGCUUUAAGUCAGUCAAUGUUUGGCACUAGCGAUGGAAGUAUUAUGCGAGAGUCAUUACCGACUCGAAUGAUCAGUUAUUUGCACCGCGGUAAGGAAGGUCCAAUGUACAAGUUUAUGGUCAAAAAUGGGGACGAUCUUCGUCAGGAUCAACUGAUCAUGCAAAUGUUCAUCCUCAUGGACCGGCUACUCAAGAAAGUUAAUCUGGACUUGAAGCUAACACCAUAUCGCAUCUUGGCGACAGGUGCCAACGACGGGCUAAUGGAAUUCGUACAAGAUUCGUAUCCGGUUUCGUAUGUGGUUUCACAUUUUGAGUCGCCCCAGAUAAUUGGCUUUUUGAAAAAACACAACCCAGAUCCUAGUGCCGAGUUUGGCAUUGCACCUGAAGCUCUGAGCACGUACGUAAAAUCCGUGGCUGGUUAUUGCGUGCUCACGUAUUUGCUUGGCAUUGGCGAUCGUCAUUUGGACAACUUGAUGAUGAAAGCCGAAGGACACAUGUUUCAUAUUGAUUUUGGGUUUGUCUUCGGUGCAGAUCCAAAACCGUACCCACCUCCGUUCAAGUUGACAAAGGAAAUGGUGGAAGGCAUGGGCGGCCCAACUAGUGAGCACUACCAGAGGUUUAUAACAUACUGCUGCCAAGCGUAUAAUUGGCUUCGCAAAAGUGCGGAUCUCAUUCUUAACUUACUUAGUCUGAUGGCUGACUCUGGAAUUGAAGAACUGUCGGCAAAUCCUGCCACUACUUUGCUCAAGGUGGAGGAAAAAUUUCGUUUAGAUUUGACGGAUGAGCAGGCUGAGCAAUUUUUUUUGGGUCUCAUCAACGAUAGUGUAUCCGCUUUGUUUCCUUUGCUUGUGGACUGGAUUCACAAGGUAGCAACAAAGUUGAAGUAA
Molecule: messenger RNA, 2907 nt
Organism: Plasmopara halstedii
Lineage: Eukaryota; Oomycota; Peronosporomycetes; Peronosporales; Peronosporaceae
Product: Phosphatidyl inositol kinase (PIK-A)
Exons: 2
Coding region: 1-2907 (968 amino acids)
Biological process (GO): autophagosome assembly; phosphatidylinositol-mediated signaling; autophagy of peroxisome
Cellular component (GO): peroxisome; phosphatidylinositol 3-kinase complex, class III, type I; endosome
Molecular function (GO): 1-phosphatidylinositol-3-kinase activity
Source: RefSeq, a predicted model, not a curated record